AUAAAGCACGACAUAUAAAUGCUACGUUUACAUCUGUAUAUAAUAUAGCAUCAAAUACUUGCCACUGCGAAUCAUCUACCGCCAAUUGAGCAUAUCUAAACUUACACAGCGUUAACGAAAUGGCAUCCUCCGCAGACACCACCCCGCUCGUCGAUCACAUCGUGAUCCUUGUCCCCCACUCUUUCCUCUCAGCCCCACCAUCGUGGUUCUCGGACGUCUUCCACUUCCAUUCUGGGGGCCGCCACGCCGACGGCCGCACGGAGAACACCCUCGUGUACCUGCCUGACGGCGCGUACCUCGAGUUCAUCGCAUUCGUGCCUGGCAUCGAUCCCGCCGACCGGGCCUCACAUCACUGGGGUUCAAAGAAAGAGGGCACGGUCAUCGACUGGGCCGUCACGCUCCCUUCGACGGCGGAAGACGAAGCCGAAAGGGAAAAGGAAAGAGCGGCCGCGGGAGACGGAGGGGAGCUGAGGUCGGAGAAACUGUUCCGCGAAGUCCAGCGCAAGGUCCGGGAGCAGAACACGGGGAUCGUGUACGGCGACCUGAGACGCGGAGGAAGGACGAAGCCAGCUGGCGAGGUGCUGAAGUGGAGCGUUGCGUUUGCGAAGCGCGAGGACGGCGAGACGCUUGAGCUAGGCGCUGUGCCUUUCUGGUGCGUGGACAUCACGCCUCGCCGUAUGAGGGUCCCGUUCGAGACUCCGGGGAACGCGAAACACCCGUCCGGCGCCGUGGGCGUGGCUAAAGUCGAAGUCCACCACGAAUCGCUGACGACGGCGAAAAGUGCCAAGGGCGUCUACGAUGCACUAUUUGAGAAGCAGACUACGGAGGGGGGUGGGUGGAAGCUUAGCAGUAUCGCUGGUGAAAAGGUGCAUUCUGGGGCGGCUGUGAGCCUGGGUGCAUCGGACGGCCCGGCGAGGAUUGAUAUCUCCUUUUUCACGGAUGAUGAUAGUUGGGCUGGGAAGUCGGUUGGUGGGAAGAUUGAUGAGGAGCAUACGCUUACGUUCCACCUUGUUGCAACAUCUGGGAGCAAGUGAUGUCCAGGUCGUGCUAUUAAUCUCAUUUACGACACAUUGCUUAUUAGCGUGUAAAGUGGCAGAUGUGUUCCUAGACUUAGCUGUUGAGAUCAAUCGCGCUUGCAUCCUCUGUCCUUGGUCAUUCUAGGUGUAUACUUAUAAAAGACA
Annulohypoxylon truncatum is the source of this 1181-nucleotide messenger RNA. Its product is annotated as glyoxalase-like domain-containing protein. NCBI's taxonomy places the organism in Eukaryota, Fungi, Ascomycota, Sordariomycetes, Xylariales, Hypoxylaceae. The coding region runs from base 120 to 1034 and encodes 304 amino acids. The transcript has a single exon. The record is from RefSeq and is a predicted model, not a curated record.